AUUCGCGGCCCUGUUCAUCUACCAGAGACCGAAUGGUGGCUUUGUUGCUCCGUUGCGACUCCGCCACCCAGGCCUCUCGUUUCUUAGAGCACGCAUCCUAGCCCUGACAACACACCCUUUGUGUUUGGCAUUGUAGUGUUGGUUGAGGGCCAACCUCACCGCCAAAACGUCGGAUGCGAUGUCAUUUCUUAUCGCCUCUUCUAACUUCUUAACUAGCUCACCCUCUACUCUGUUUCUAUCUAUGGCUUGUGCUUUGCUAUAUCUAAUCACUUCCUCUUUUACUGCUCUCUUGAGGGCAAACCAUUUGUUGUUGAUAGAUAGAAGGAUAGACAGACAGACAGACAAACAGAUAGAUUGCCUACAUUUUUUUCUUUUCUACUCUAGGCACAAUGCCCAAAAUUUUGGGGGAGGGGACCAGUACACAACUGGUAGUUAAUUUAUCGAUCCCGAAUUUGAACUGAGAACGUGAAGACAGAUAAAAUAAUACCCAAAUAUUUUAACAGAUUAAUGUUAUGGAGGAUGCCUUCUCAUUUGUGGGAAAAAAGAAAAGCAGAGAGAAAUAAGGAAAACUGCAUUGAAGACUAAUGGAAGAAGAAGGAGAAGAAGGAGAAGGAGAAGAAGAAGAAGAAGAAGAAGGAGAAGAAAGUUAUUUAAAGGGAGAUAAUCGUGGAAGGUUUUGGAAUUUCUAUAAAAACCAUUUCCGUUUUGAAGUUUUCCCUUCCAUUAAAUUCUCGAAGAUGCCACGGAAACGGGCAAAGUCUGUGCGUGCACAUAAAGCAACACAGAAAGAAGAGGAUUCAGAUUUCAAAAAGGCUCCCCAUUCAUUUGUCAUUAAAAGUGGGAAUGUAGGCAAAUAUGUACAACAGUUAGUAAAAGAUUUUAGGAAAGUCAUGGAACCUUAUACUGCAUCCAAAUUGAAGGUCAAAAAAUGGAACAAAAUGAAAGAUUUCACUACAAUUGCAGGCUAUUUUAAUGUCACACAAAUAUUAUGCUUCACAAGAACAGACAACUAUUUGAAUCUGCGCAUCAUUCGACAGCCUCGGGGACCAACUUUAUACUUUAAAGUCUGUGAAUACUCAUUAACAAAAGAUGUUGAAUCUGCAAUGAAGUCCAUCAAUCGAAAUUCUAAACAAUUUGACCACCAACCUUUGUUGGUGAUGAAAAACCUAAACAUAAAAACAAUAAGUAUGAAGCUUGUUGCUACAGUUUUUCAGAACCUCUUUCCUUCAAUUAAUGUCAACCAGGUGAAACUAAAACGAAUCAGGCGCUGUGUCUUGUUAUUUUAUGAUCCUGAAACAAAAUUAAUACAAUUCCGACAUUAUAAUAUUAGGGUUGUUCCUACAGGUCUCACUCCUGCUGUCAGGAAAAUUAUCAAAAAGAAGAAAGUUCCCAACCUUGGCAACUAUAAGGACAUCAGUGACUUUAUUGAGAAUGGUGGAAAUCUGUCUGAAAGUGAAGCUGAAUUUGAUGGUCCCCAAAAUGAGGUUGUACUACCUCAGAAUGUGUCUGGUGUUGGAAAUAAAAUAGCGAAAAAAAGUGCCAUCAGAUUAACAGAGUUAGGUCCAAGAAUGACACUCCAGUUGGAAAAAAUUGAAGAAGGUGUUUGUGGUGGAGAUGUACUCUUUCAUAAUUUUAAAAGUAAAACACCUCAAGAAGUGAAAGCUGCAGAAAAAAGGAGAGAAGCUAAACGUAAACUGAAAGAAAUGCGUAAGAAGCAACAACAUGAAAAUGUCAUCAGGAAGGCCAAGUUGAAGGAAGAUCAUAAAAAGAAAUCGUUGAAGGGAAUGGAGAAAGCAAAGCAGCUGAAAGAGGAAAGCACUGAAGCUAAUGAAGACAAUCUCUCAAAAGAACUAGAUGAAGAUGUGGAAGAAGAUGAUAUUGAAUACUACAGACAAGAGGUCCAGGCUGAACCAGAACCAGAACUGUUUUCUAAAAAGAGGAAAAGUGAUUUUAAAGCUGCUACAAAAAGCAAAAGAUUUAAGAAAGAUGAUAGUCCAGCCCAAAAGAAAUCUGACUCUAAGAAAAGCAAAAUGUCUGUAUUGUCACAGAAAAAGAAAGAGAAUUUCUCAAGAAUGAACAAGAAAUUUGUAUCUAAGAAGCCAAAAGGCAAAAGACUUUCAUCCAAGUCAAAAUCUAAGUUUGGCAAUAAAAAGAAGUGAAAUUGAGUAAA
Molecule: messenger RNA, 2170 nt
Organism: Octopus bimaculoides (California two-spot octopus)
Lineage: Eukaryota; Metazoa; Mollusca; Cephalopoda; Octopoda; Octopodidae
Biological process (GO): rRNA processing; ribosomal large subunit assembly
Cellular component (GO): preribosome, large subunit precursor
Molecular function (GO): rRNA binding
Source: RefSeq, a predicted model, not a curated record